Laccaria bicolor S238N-H82 is the source of this 603-nucleotide messenger RNA. Its product is annotated as carbohydrate esterase family 5 protein. Gene Ontology annotation, molecular function: hydrolase activity. The annotation marks the transcript as partial. The transcript has 3 exons. NCBI's taxonomy places the organism in Eukaryota, Fungi, Basidiomycota, Agaricomycetes, Agaricales, Hydnangiaceae. The record is from RefSeq and is a predicted model, not a curated record.
UGCGCCGCCGUGCACAUCAUCGCUGCCCGCGGGUCCAACGAAGCCCCUGGUGCAGGCCAUAUUGGCGCAGUAGUAACUCAGGUCCAGAGCACUAGCCAGCAGACCAUUUCCACCGCUGCGGUCGACUACCCCGCUGCCCUCCUUGGGUAUGCUAGCAGCUCCGCUCGUGGGACGUCUGCCACCAUCACUCUCGUCCAGAAGCAGGUUGCUGCCUGCCCCAAUCAGAAGAUCGUCCUUGUCGGAUACUCCCAGGGAGCGCAUAUCAUUGGGGAUGCCGUCGCUGGAGGAGGAGGAGUCUCUGGCCUCGGCGCUGCAACGCCCCCAGUAGCCGCUGCUAUCUCUGACAAAGUCGUGGCGAUUGUCCAAAUGGGCGACCCCCGCCACGUCCCUAAUCAGCCUUUCGAUAAAGGCACCUCCAAACGCGCGGGCCUCUUUCCACGUCAAUCGAACCAGCAGUAUAGUGCCACGCUCCAGCCCCGCAUUCAGUCCUGGUGCGAUACUGGCGACCCCUUUUGCGAUUCUGGUGCCGUAGUGAGCGUUCACACGUCCUACCUCACCAGGUAUCAGACUGCUGCCGUCGAUUUCAUCGUUCAGCAAAUCGGU